Messenger RNA from Odobenus rosmarus divergens (Pacific walrus), 2923 nucleotides. RefSeq names its product junctophilin 3 (gene JPH3). Gene Ontology annotation, biological process: regulation of synaptic plasticity. The coding region runs from base 289 to 2553 and encodes 754 amino acids. NCBI's taxonomy places the organism in Eukaryota, Metazoa, Chordata, Mammalia, Carnivora, Odobenidae. The transcript has 5 exons. The record is from RefSeq and is a predicted model, not a curated record. Gene Ontology annotation, cellular component: endoplasmic reticulum membrane; junctional membrane complex; plasma membrane.
GGUCCUGUCUCCAGCGGGAGCGCGAGACGCUGGUCAGGCUCCGCGGCGCAGCUCGAAAAGGAAUAAUCGCCCCCAAUUGACUUAAAUUCCGCCGAAGCCGGCGCCGCGGCCGCCCGCCGCCCGGGAUCUGCUCGCUGUGUUUUUUGCUUUCUCCAUUCUUCCUUAAAAAAAAAAAAGCAAAACAAAACCAGCCAACCAGCCAGCCAACCAAGAAUCCGGUUUGUUGAUCGCCUUGGUUUUUUUUUUUUUUUUUCACCGUUUGCGGGAUUUGCAAACCGAGUUACAUGCAUGUCCAGUGGGGGUAGGUUUAAUUUUGACGAUGGAGGGUCCUACUGUGGAGGCUGGGAGGACGGCAAGGCGCACGGCCAUGGCGUCUGCACCGGCCCCAAGGGCCAAGGCGAAUACACCGGCUCGUGGAGCCACGGCUUCGAGGUGCUGGGCGUCUACACCUGGCCCAGCGGCAACACGUACCAGGGCACUUGGGCGCAGGGCAAGCGCCACGGCAUCGGCCUGGAGAGCAAGGGGAAGUGGGUGUACAAGGGCGAGUGGACGCACGGAUUUAAGGGGCGCUACGGGGUGCGGGAGUGCACGGGCAACGGGGCCAAGUAUGAAGGCACCUGGAGCAACGGGCUGCAGGACGGCUAUGGCACGGAGACGUACUCAGAUGGAGGGACCUACCAGGGCCAGUGGGUCGGCGGCAUGCGCCAAGGCUACGGUGUGCGGCAGAGCGUCCCCUACGGCAUGGCGGCAGUCAUCCGCUCGCCCCUGAGGACAUCCAUCAACUCUCUGCGCAGCGAGCACACCAACGGCGCCGCGCUGCACCCCGACGCCUCCCCGGCAGUGGCCGGCAGCCCGGCCGUGUCCCGCGGGGGCUUUGUGCUUGUGGCCCACAGCGACUCCGACAUCCUCAAGAGCAAGAAGAAGGGGCUGUUCCGGCGCUCACUGCUGAGCGGGCUGAAGCUGCGCAAGUCCGAGUCCAAGAGCAGCCUGGCCAGCCAGCGCAGCAAACAGAGCUCGUUCCGCAGCGAGGCCGGCAUGAGCACGGUCAGCUCCACGGCCAGCGACAUCCACUCCACCAUCAGCCUGGGCGAGGGCGAGGCUGAACUGGCAGUCAUCGAGGACGACAUCGACGCCACCACCACCGAGACCUACGUGGGCGAGUGGAAGAGUGACAAGCGCUCGGGCUUCGGCGUCAGCCAGCGCUCGGACGGGCUCAAGUACGAGGGCGAGUGGGCCGGCAACCGGCGGCAUGGCUAUGGCUGCAUGACCUUCCCUGACGGCACCAAGGAGGAGGGCAAGUACAAGCAGAACGUUCUCGUCAGCGGCAAGCGCAAGAACCUCAUCCCGCUGCGCGCCAGCAAGAUCCGCGAGAAGGUGGACCGCGCGGUGGAGGCUGCCGAGCGGGCCGCCACCAUUGCCAAGCAGAAGGCGGAGAUCGCGGCCUCCAGGACCUCCCACUCCCGGGCCAAGGCUGAGGCCGCCCUCACUGCAGCACAGAAGGCCCAGGAGGAAGCACGCAUCGCCAGGAUCACUGCCAAAGAGUUCUCGCCUUCCUUCCAGCACCGGGAAAACGGGCUCGAGUACCAGCGGCCGAAGCACCCGAUUUCCAGCAGUGACAUCGAGGUGGCCUCCACGGGGACGCCCCUGCAGCAGGAGAGCCCCGAGCUGUACCGCAAAGGCACCACCCCCUCGGACCUGACCCCCGACGACAGCCCCCUGCAGAGCUUCCCCGCCAGUCCCACGGCCACCCCGCCCCCGGCCCCUGCCUCACGGAACAAGGUUGCCCACUUCUCCCGGCAGGUCUCGGUGGACGAGGAGCGAGGCGGGGACAUCCAGAUGCUCCUGGAGGGCCGGGGAGGGGACUAUGCCCGCAACAGCUGGGGUGAGGACAAGGCCGGCGGCGCCAGGGGCAUCCGCGGCAGCGCCUUCCGGAGUGGUCAGCCCGCGGAUGACUUCCGCUGCCGGGGCUCAGGCCACAAGCAGCCUAGCAACCCCAAGUCCCGGGAGCGGCGGACGGAGUCGCCCCCUACGUUCUCCUGGACUUCCCACCACCGGGCAGGCAAUCCUGGCUCCGGGGGCGCCAAGCUGCUAGAGCUGGAUGAGGAGAAGCUGAGCAACUACGAGAUGGAGAUGAAGCCUCUGCUGAGGAUGGAUGCGUACGUGCAGGAGGCACACCCCCAGAAGAGACGCUACAGCAAGGGGGCAGCCUGCCGGGGCCUGGGGGAGGACCACCGCGCUGACGACCGGGGCUUCGGGGCACAGAGACUGCGGUCCAAGUCCCAGAACAAGGACAGCGCCAGGCCGGCCCCCUGCAUGGAGCCCGCGGUACAGAGGCUGGAGAGCCUGCGGCUGGGGGACCGGGCUGAGCCCCGGCUGCUGCGCUGGGACUUGGCCUUCUCCCCGCCCCAGAAGUCCUCACCCGUGGCACUGGAGUCGGACGAGGAGAAUGGGGACGAGCUCAAGUCCAGCACGGGCUCGGCUCCCAUCCUGGUGGCCAUGGUGAUCUUGCUCAACAUCGGAGUCGCCAUUUUGUUUAUUAACUUUUUCAUCUGAUGAGAUGUAACGUUAGCAAAAACAACGGUUGGUGUACAGAAGGGACGUAACCCACGACAAAAGGGAAGGAUCAUAACUCGGACGGCCCGACAACCACUUCCGAGUCUUUUCACAGAACAACAUGAUUGGGUAUUACUCACAGUUUGCCUUUUUUUCUGGGUAAUGUUUUUUGGAUUUUAGCCAAAAUUCUUUGCUUGUAAACACGAUGCUGUGUGGCAUGGCAGAAGGAGGCCAGCACGCCGACCCUCCAGCUUGGUGUGGAAGGAAAGGGAUCCCAGCAAAUCAAUGGCCAAAAACUCAAACGGCCACGGUCCUCGCCGCCAUCACACCCCGCCUAGGACUGGAAAAGGAGGCAGCCGGAGGAAGACCC